Messenger RNA from Brachypodium distachyon (stiff brome), 3513 nucleotides. Its product is annotated as villin-5. The record is from RefSeq and is a predicted model, not a curated record. Lineage: Eukaryota; Viridiplantae; Streptophyta; Magnoliopsida; Poales; Poaceae. The transcript is spliced from 23 exons. Bases 217 to 3099 code for a protein of 960 amino acids. Gene Ontology annotation, molecular function: actin filament binding. Gene Ontology annotation, biological process: cytoskeleton organization; actin filament severing.
UUCUGUCAAGCUCCUCCUUCUCGCAAGAGAACUCUCCUUUUCGUCUCCCUCCCCUCUACUCCACCAUCUCGCCUCCUCGCCCUCUCGCGCUCCAGAUCGACCCCCUCCGCGUGAAUUCCACGGUUUGAUCUCCGCGGCUCCCUCCCGGAGCGCCUCCCAGCAUUCUUUUGGCUAUCCUUUCAAAAAUAAUUACGCAAGGUUUAUUUAACAUCGAGGAUGUCGGUUUCUAUGAAGGAUUUGGACCCAGCUUUCCGUGGUGCUGGGCAAAAGGAAGGCUUGGAAAUAUGGCGUAUUGAGGAUUUUAAGCCGGUUCCUAUCCCUUCGUCUUCACAUGGGAAAUUUUUCAUGGGUGAUUCUUACAUCAUCUUGAAGACUACUGCCUUGAAAAAUGGUUCUCUUCGUCAUGACAUUCAUUACUGGGUUGGUAGAGAUACUAGUCAGGAUGAAGCUGGAACUGCAGCAAUCUUAACAAUAGAGCUUGAUGCUGCCCUCGGAGGACGUGCUGUUCAAUACCGAGAGGUACAAGGCAAUGAAACAGAGAAGUUUCUCUCAUAUUUUAGACCAUGCAUCAUGCCACAGCCAGGAGGAGUGGCAUCUGGUUUCAAGCAUGUUGAGGUCAACGAGCAGGAGCAUACCACCCGUCUGUAUGUCUGCAGCGGGAAGCGCGUUGUUCAUGUUAAAGAGGUUCCUUUUGCUCGAUCAUCCCUUCACCAUGAUGACAUAUUUAUUCUGGACACAAAGUCAAAAAUCUUCCAGUUCAAUGGAUCAAACUCAUCCAUUCAAGAGCGAGCAAAAGCUCUUGAAGUUGUACAAUACAUCAAAGAUACAUUCCAUGAGGGCAAGUGUGAAGUUGCUGCUGUUGAGGAUGGCAGGAUGAUGGCUGAUGCUGAAGCUGGUGAAUUUUGGGGUUUUUUUGGUGGCUUUGCCCCUCUUCCAAGGAGGGCAUCUGUUGACAAUAAUGAGAAAGAUGAGGAAACAAGUUUGAAAUUGCUUUGUUUUAACCAAGGAAAGCUAGACCCUAUCAAUUAUGAAUGCUUGGCUCAUGAACUGCUUGAGACAAGCAAGUGUUACUUGCUAGACUGUGGUGCCGAAAUGUUUGUUUGGAUGGGCAGAACUACGACUUUGCAAGAAAGGAAGGGUGCAAGUGAAGCUGCAGAGAAAUUGCUAUCUGAUGCUAACCGAACAAAAACACAUGUCAUCAAAGUGAUCGAGGGAUUUGAGACAAUUACGUUCAAGUCAAAAUUUAAAGAGUGGCCACAGACACCUGACUUGAAACUGUCAUCUGAGGAUGGAAGAGGCAAAGUUGCAGCUCUUCUCAAACGUCAGGGUUUAAAUGUUAAAGGCUUGAUGAAAGCUGCUCCUGCAAAAGAAGAACCUCAACCCUAUAUUGAUUGCACAGGCAGUUUGCAGGUCUGGCGUGUAAACGAUAAGGACAAGACUAUACUGUCAUCUUCUGAUCAAUCCAAGUUUUACAGUGGCGAUUGCUACAUAUUUCAAUAUAUGUAUCCUGGAGAUGAUAAGGAUGAAUGUCUUAUCGGAACUUGGUUCGGGAACAAGAGUAUAGAGGAGGAUAGGGUAACAGCACUUGCCCUUGCUAGGAAGAUGGUUGAGUCCACAAAGUUUCAGGCUGCCCAGGCACACCUGUAUGAGGGAAGAGAACCGAUUCAGUUCUUUGUCAUAUUUCAAAGUUUCCAAGUGUGCAAGGGUGGUCUUAGCUCUGGAUACAAGAAAUUCAUUGCUGAAAACGGUAAUGAGGAUGACACUUAUUCUGAAGAUGGACUUGCACUUUUCCGAAUUCAAGGUUCAGGACCGGAAAAUAUGCAAGCAAUUCAAGUUGACUCUGUGGCCUCAUCUUUGAAUUCAUCCUACUCUUACAUUCUACAUGAUGGGAACACUGUGUUCACUUGGACUGGAAACCUUACUACUGCAUUAGAUCAAGGGUUAAUUGAGAGGCAGUUAGACAUGAUUAAGCCAAAUCUUCAGUCCAGGUCACAAAAGGAAGGGUCAGAAACGGAUCAGUUUUGGAGCUUACUUGGAGGCAAGUUUGAGUACUCAAGCCAGAAAAUAGGAAGAGAAAAUGAAAGUGAUCCCCAUCUGUUCUCAUGUAUCCUCUCCAAAGGCAAUUUGAAGAUAAAAGAAAUAUACCACUUUACUCAAGAUGAUCUGUUGACAGAAGAUGUUUUCAUUCUGGACUGUCACUCAGACAUAUUUGUUUGGGUUGGCCAGCAAGUAGAUGUUAAAGUAAGAUUGCAAGCUUUGGAUCUUGGAAAGAAAUUCCUUGAGCUCGACUUUCUGAUGGAAAAUCUCUCCCAUGAGACACCGAUCUUCAUUGUUACGGAGGGAAGUGAGCCUCCCUUUUUCACGAGGUUCUUCAAAUGGGAUUCAGCAAAAUCACUGAUGCAUGGCAAUUCAUAUGAGAGGAAGCUCGCCAUUGUAAAGGGUGGAGGCACUCCAGCUCUAGAUAAACCAAAACGACGAACACCAGCACUUUCAGGAAGAAGUACUGGACAAGAAUCCCAGCGCUCUAGGAGCAUGUCCUCUAGCCCAGAACGUUCCCGUGUUAGGGGAAGAUCUCCAGCAUUCACUGCAUUGGCUUCUACCUUUGAAAGUGCAAACACCAGAAAUCUUUCCACCCCUCCACCUGUAGCCAAAAAGCUUUACCCGAAAUCCGUCACACCAGAUUCGUCAAAUACAUCUUCCAAGUCAUCUGCACCUGCAGCUCCCACUGGUUCCUCUAAUCGGCCUACUCAAGCUCCCCCAUCAAAAUCAGUAAAAGAUGGCUCCGAGUUGGAGAAGCCAAAACAAGAGGAAGCUGCAAAAGAAGGCACUGACACCAUGACCGGUAAACUUGAAUCUCUUACUAUUACUGAAGAUGCAAAAGAAGAUGAGCCAGAAGAUGAUGAGGGGCUCCCGAUUUAUCCAUAUGAUCUCCUUAAAACCACAGCUGCUGAGCCUGUCACUGAAAUUGAUGUUACCAGGCGUGAGACCUACUUAUCUUCGUCUGAGUUCAAAGAGAAGUUUGGAAUGGCAAAGGAAGCAUUUAGCAAGCUUCCGAAGUGGAAGCAGAACAGGAUGAAGAUAGCGCUUCAUCUCUUUUAGCCUGGUCUUAUGCUUCUGACCAUGGGGUCAUGUGCAGAACUCAACCACCACCCUUGGCAAUACAUCAAUUUUCGUGUUGCCCUGGAUGAGUGCUCCAGUUUUCCUGGUCCAAGUCUUUUUUUGGUAGGUCCCGCAUAUUCUUUCAAUUCAUAGGCGUGAUCUUACUGUUUCCCUUCGGUUAGGGGUCACACAGGUUUGAUUGUCAGGCUUGCAAUUUUGUAUUAACAUUGCCUUGGUGAGUUUCUUUUUGGGGGCUUUGCAUUUGAGAUGAGUUUCAGUCUGAGUAAACGGGAAUAUGUAUGUACAGCAGAGUGCUGACAGUGUAAAGUAUCAAUUUGGUUGCCUUUUAUCGAUAGUACUCCGUAUUUGAUUUUGUGUGUGCAAUAUGAGAUCAGUUGUCAGAGAAUUCUUUGA